UAUUUAUUAAUUAGUUAUCUGUUCAUCAAUUUACUGGAGUCAAACAAUUAACUUGAUCUCAAUACAAAUAAAGUGUCAAUUCAAAAUGGCGGCUGAAUCUCUAUGCCCUCAUCCUGCCGAGGCGCCUCUAGAGUAUAUUUAUCUAUGAAGUUUACAGCAACUAGCGUUACGUCGUUUGUACCUGCUUUACGGUACGACAGCCACCACGGUUUCCGGCCCAGGCUACGCUGUUGUGUUUACACUAAUUAGGAAGUUAGCUAGCGUAAAGCAGCACGCACGAUGCUUACGCGGAGAAAAUUCGCCCACCCCGCCAUCGUUUAAGCUGUCCCCCGUGGUUGGGGCUAUUGCUUGCCGGAUUUUGCCGGGCCACUCUUCCAUCAUGUCCAACGGUGCGGCUCUCCACAGCCAGAUCGGCUCCAUCAUUACCGCCUUGUGCAACGCCGCCGCGGCGCAGAUCACAAAAGUGGUGGAGGAUGGCAUGGUGGUACUGCGCCUGGAGGUGACCCAGAGGGAACACGAGAUCCGGCGGCUGAGGAGCAGUGUGGAAGUGCUGCACGGCGAACUGAGAGCCGCCCAUCGCGCGGCGGAGAGCCUGCGGGAAGCACAACAACAGCAGCAGCAGCAGCAUCAUCAGCAUCAGCAUCACCAUUCCCGAGUUGGAGACGAAGCCAAGAGGUCUGAAAAGCUCCAAAGUGACUUUCCCAAUGUUGAAGUGGCGGUGAAAUGUGAACCCGCAGAACAGACGGCAUGCGGUCAACCAGAACCAUCGGCGGAAAGACUCCGUGAAAACCAGAUGGACAUUCCAGCGGCCGUCAGGCAAACAGGAGCGGCUGGCCGCGGGCCACACCGCCAGCUGUACAGCAGCAUUCGGCGGCGGAUGGUCAACCGGCUGAUGUUCAAGCGAGGUUUCGCUUGCCCCUUCUGCGGGAAAUAUUUUGAGCAUUCGGGAAACCUGGAGCGGCACAAGAGGAUCCACACAGGAGAGAAGCCGUACCGCUGUGACAUCUGCGGGAGGCGCUUCAACCAGAAGUGCAGCCUCAAAGAGCACACCAAGAUCCACCAGAGAUGUCUUCAGUCAGCCCCAGCGGACACGCCACCCAGUCACGGGCGCCCACCAAAUCCUCCGAGCGCCGACAGCCGUCGUUCAUCAGAGGGAGACAUCACUUCUGCGGCGGAGGGCGUUUCCAGCAACCGUCCCGAAUCGUCCCGCACGCCAACGGUCAAGUCGGAGCCUGUUGAGGAGAGUGUGACACAGCCUGAAAGAGAAGCGGCGGACAAGCAGAAGUUGCCCGCUUUAUGUGAUGGAAAAAAUGAUCGGUCGCUACAGAACAGUGCAGCAGUAGCUCAGCUUAUCCCAACUCACGCUGAACCUUCUUGCAGCACUUUCGCCUUCCCUCCAAAGCCUUACGGAGACAACAACAACAACAACGUGAUGACAUCGCAACUCCCGUACCCCCGCGCUGCCGCCGGCCCCCACAGUUUGCAGUGGGGGCCGUCCGGCCGCCCUCGAAACGGCCCCAGCUCCUUUUACCCGGGGUCCCGGCCCAAGAAGUGUUUUUUCUGCUCGUACUGUGGUAAGAUGUUUGUGCGCGCCGGCCACCUGGAACGACACCUGCGCAUCCACACGGGCGAGAAGCCCUACGGAUGUCACAUCUGUGGACGAUGCUUCAACCAGAAGUCCAGUCUCAAGUGCCACAUGAAGACGCACAGGAAAGACAAGAACGAGGAAGUACAGACGCCACAUCCCCUCAUGUGUCCCAUACGCGACACUCGCCCGCAGGAAUCGGCGACCGAUCCUGAGCUCGGACAAGCGGCUUUGGGCGACACGCUGACCGGUCACGCGUACGGCGAGGCAAGAGAAAGCACCGCCUAUUUAGAAGCUGGUGAAUGGCGGGAUUACACCACCAACGGCGAGCUGCCCUACCUGGACGGCAAACUGGAUAUGCUGGAUCCAUUCACGCAGGUUGGAAUGGCAGCGCAAGAGGACGGGACCAUCCUGGACUUCGGUCUUCCAUCUUCGGACUCGACUCAGAACUGCUACAUCUGUUCCGCCUGCGGGCAAAGUUUCGACUCAUACCAUCUUUUCGAGAGGCACCAAUGCAAAAGCGAAACGUUGUUCAAGUGCGACGUCUGCGGCCAGGGCUUCGACUACGCAGACAAAUUGCAGCUGCACAUGAAAGCCCACCAGUAGGAAAAAUGAUUGACGUCUUUUUUUACGUCUCAUUUCCAUUUUUGCUGUGAAAAUUGUACAGGAUCUGGUGACGGAAACUGCACUGCACUUUCCAUCACGUCAUUGAACAAACGGUAGGAAAACAAGUACUGCAAUCACUCAUCUUGCUCAAUAAAAAAAAAAAAAAAAAAACUACAAAUAAUCCACAGUCAUAAAACCCCACAUCAAAUACAGCAAUUAUGUGUGAGUGUUUUUGGUGGGGUUCGGGGGGGGGGGCAAAUAACAUGUCCAUGAGACAACAGGUGGUCAAACUUGCUUGAGGGUGCCACCUUGCACGAUAGAUACCGAUAACGCUUAAUUAAUACCACUAAAAAAACUUUCCCACAAACAAAAUCUAAACUAUGGCUAAAGAAGCUUCAAAUUUACAGAAACUGCCACCUUGCACAAUACAAGCAGUGGACGUACCUACAUGUGUCUUAUUAAUGUAAUUUUUGCAGUCGUUGGUACCUUCCACUAUGGACAAUAGAAGUACACGUGACUACAAAUAACUCAGUUUGAAAAAAAAUAAAUCCACAUCCCUUCUAUCAAAUAUGGGGAGGGGGUCUCAACUGCAAUGCAUUCCUGUUACUUGACAUGGUACAGCUCGUGGAAUGCACCACCUUGCACAAUAAGAAUCAACAAUUCACUACAAAUAAUCUUACACGGUCACAAAAAAAAAAAAUCUAUACUCUAGCUCAGGGGUGUCAUUUUAGUAGUAGGCCGCAUUGUAGUUACGGUUUCCCUCGGAGGGCCGUUAAGACUGUGAAAUCAUAAAAAUCUUUAAUCACCUCAUCCUAUUUACACAAAUUUUAUGAACUAGUUUUGGAAUCAUAAAUCAAUGCGAAAGCAUUUUCAAUGAUUGUUGAUGCUUGUUAACACAAAAUGCUUGCAAUAUAUCAACGUUAUCGUUUAUGGUAUGACAAUUUGAAAUCAAGAAUCAUGGAAGUUGACACCGUUGGCCUUUGCGGGCCACAUAAAAUCAUGUGGUGGGCUGGAUCUGACCCCCGGCCCUUGAGUUUGACACCUGUGCUCGAGCUAAAUAAGGUUCAAAUUUACAGAAACUUAUUUUACUCAGCAUGUUGCAAAUUUUUCAACGCUGCCACCUUCAAAGUAGAAACAUUCUGAAUAACAAGGAAUCCGCAAAGGUACAAAGUUCCCGUCCGAUUAUACUGGGAUGUUGUGGAAAUUGUAAAUAAAAAAAACCAACAUGCAAUUAUUUGCAAAUCCUUUUAAUCAUUAUAUUCAAUUGAAUACAGUACAAAGACAAUAUAUUUAAUUGUCUUACGGAUGAACGUUGUUAUUUUUGCCAAUAUUCAUUCAUUCAUGAAUUUGAUGCUUGUGACACGUUCCAGAAAAGCUGGGACAGGGGCAUGUUUACCAGCGCGUACAUCACCUGCACAUUGUUUUGCAACACUCAAUAAGCAUUUCAGAACCGCGCAUCCUCAUUUUUUAAGCUUUUGUAGCUGUAAUUCUUUACCAUGUUUUGCUUGAUGUGUAACUUCAAUUGCUCAACAUUCUCCGUUGUCAUGUUUCGCGCUUACAAAUGUGCCACACUCCUUCAAUAGGAGACAGGUCUCUCUCGCUUUUUUUUUUUUUAAACAACGAAUUUGGACUGUUACAACACGCGCAGGGUGUUGCUCGGCAUUGUUUUGCUGAAAUGCAGUGUUGGUUUCCGGCCUUGCCGCUUAGAUGCAGAGAGUGAUCCAGAUUCCCUGAAUGUUUUAAUGAUAUUACGAACCCUAUGCGAUGAACUCUCUAAAUUCUUUGCAAUUGUACUUUGAGAAACGUUCUUAAAAUGUUGGCCUAUUUGCUCAAGCAGUUGAUCACAAAGUGGAAACGCUGCCCGUUUCAUGCUGAUGAGCAAGUGAGCUUUUCCCGGAUGUUCCUUUUUACACCCAAUCAUGACACUCAUCUGUUUGCAGUUAACUUGUUCACCUGUGGAAUGUUCUAAACAUGAUUUGCUUAGCAUUCCUCAACUUUCCAAGUUUUUUGUUCAGCCUGUGAGUUUUGUUUUUUUUUUUUUUUCCUUAGGGUGCGGGGGUGUUCCAGGCAUUAAAUUCAAAUAUGAUCAUUUUGGAAAAAAGCAAUGAAAUUAAUCAGUUUCCUUUUUUUCCAUGUGCUGUAUUCAAUUGGAUACACUCCAUGUUGAAAAGGAUUUGCAAAUCAUUGCAAUCUGGUUUUUAUUUACAUUUUACACUUUGUCCCAACUUCUUUGGGAUUGGGGUUAUUAAAUAAUAAUAAAAAAAUACAGCAUUCUUUUUCAGAAAUAGAGCUAACGAUACCGCCCAGCUACCUCAAAAGUUCAGCAUCGGUAAUAUUUAAAGAUAAAUGGUGUUCUUGCACUUUUUACAUGAUGGGUUGGGGCCCUACAAGAACUUAAAAUCAGUCCACUUUUUACCCCCAACAUAACAAACAAGUAGUCGAGGAAGUAUUUUCAUUUUGUCACAAAUUCAACUUGUAUUCAUUGUGGUCUUCCUGUGGUCACUCACACUGAAGGUUUUGCAGAAGUAGUAGUAUUUCAUUUAGUUGUGUGUAAUUGGGUGGAACGGUGAAGCGUCUGGCCCACAGUUCUGAGGACCGGGGUUCAAAUCCCGGCCCCGCUCAUGUGGAGUUUGCAUGUUAACCCCAUGCCUGCGUGGGUUUUCUCCGGGCACUCCGGUUUCCUCCCACAUCUCAGAAACAUGCAACAUUAAUUGGAUACUCUAAAUUGCCCUUCGGUGUGAUUGUAAGUCCGACUGUUGUCUGUUUCUAUGUGCCCUGCGAUUGCCUGGCAACCAGUUCAGGGUGUACCUUGCCACCUGCCCAAUGACAGCUGGGAUAGGCUCCGGCACUUCCGCGACCCUCAUGAGGAUAAGUGGCUCAGAAAAGGAAUGAAUAUGUGUAAUUGAGCCAUUUUUUUUAAGCCACUUUGUUUGAGGAGAUGUAUUAAAAUGCGAUUGCUACGCCAUACGUCUAACAAGGAGUAUGCAAUUGUUGUUGUGUUGUUUAUUUCAUGUUUUACUGUACAAAGUACAAAGCCAAAGCUGUGUUUUCCCCAGGUUUUUGUGAACAAUGAACUUGAAAUACUAUUUAGCUGGUUAGGGAAGGCUAAUACUAAUGCUUCCAUACAAAUGACUGCCGUUUCUUACAAGAACCACAAGCACCACUGAUUCCUUUUUUAACGAUGCUACAAUGUAUUAGCUUGUACUCUGUGCUCAUUUAUGAGGGUUUUUUGUUUGUUUGUUCUUUGUGGUCUUUUUAUAUGUAGACAAUUAAACGUGGAUUGCAUUUGUCAAGUGUGUCACCAAGUCUGGGAUUGUUAUGUGGAACUUUAUAAC
Molecule: messenger RNA, 5526 nt
Organism: Syngnathoides biaculeatus (alligator pipefish)
Lineage: Eukaryota; Metazoa; Chordata; Actinopteri; Syngnathiformes; Syngnathidae
Product: zinc finger protein 316-like
Exons: 4
Coding region: 380-2191 (603 amino acids)
Source: RefSeq, a predicted model, not a curated record